Messenger RNA from Falco peregrinus (peregrine falcon), 13532 nucleotides. RefSeq names its product POC1 centriolar protein A (gene POC1A). Gene Ontology annotation, cellular component: centriole; ciliary basal body. The transcript is spliced from 11 exons. Bases 96 to 1334 code for a protein of 412 amino acids. Gene Ontology annotation, biological process: cilium assembly. The record is from RefSeq and is a predicted model, not a curated record. Gene Ontology annotation, molecular function: protein binding. Lineage: Eukaryota; Metazoa; Chordata; Aves; Falconiformes; Falconidae.
CCCCGCCCCUUCCGGCCCGGCGCCCGCUGCCGGGAGGAACCGUUGCUCCGGCGCGCGGGAGGCGCGGAAACUGAACUGCGGCGCGCGGGGGCGUCAUGGCCGCCGGCUGCAUGGAAGAUCCGUCCCUGGAGAGACACUUCAAAGGCCACAGAGAUGCUGUCACUAGCGUGGACUUCAGUCUCAAUAAGAAACAACUGGCAAGUGGCUCGAUGGAUUCCUGCCUGAUGAUCUGGAGUAUGAAACCUCAGAUGAGAGCCUAUCGCUUUGUGGGCCACAAAGAUGCGGUGAUGUGUGUUCAGUUUUCACCUUCUGGUCACCUGGUGGCUUCAGGCUCUAGAGACAAAACAGUCCGUUUAUGGAUUCCCAGUAUCAAAGGAGAAUCUACUGUGUUCAAGGCUCAUACAGCAACUGUAAGAAGUGUUCAUUUCUCCAGCGAUGGCCAGUCCUUAGUUACAGCUUCUGAUGACAAAACAGUCAAAGUGUGGACGGUUCACAGGCAGAAGUUUCUGUUCUCACUUAGUCAACACAUAAACUGGGUUCGCUGUGCCAGAUUCUCUCCUGAUGGACGAUUGAUAGUUUCAGCCAGUGAUGAUAAAACUGUCAAACUGUGGGAUAAAAACAGCAGAGAAUGUAUACACUCCUUCUGUGAGCAUGGGGGGUUUGUGAAUCAUGUGGAUUUUCAUCCCAGUGGUACAUGCAUUGCUGCGGCUGGUACAGAUAACACAGUGAAGGUGUGGGACGUUAGGAUGAAUAGACUCCUUCAGCAUUAUCAAGUGCACAGUGCAGUGGUAAACAGUCUGUCUUUUCACCCCUCUGGAAACUAUCUGGUUACUGCUUCCAAUGAUUCAACUCUUAAAAUUCUGGACUUGCUGGAAGGAAGACUUCUGUAUACUCUUCAUGGUCACCAGGGGCCAGCUACCUGUGUGACGUUUUCAAGAGCUGGAGACUUAUUUGCCUCUGGAGGUUCUGAUGAGCAGGUGAUGGUGUGGAAGACUAACUUUGAUGCGGCAGAUUAUGGUGAUGUACUGAAAACACAGAAGUCUGGCACUAGUGUGGAUGGGACCCAUCACGCUCUGCAAUCAGAAAUGGAUUGUGGUAUUCAUCUUAAGAAAACAAAAAUGCAGGAUUCUGGUAGGAACCACGAGCAGCAAGAGGAGGAGAGCAGUCUUGCAACUACCUUGGAGCAUAUUAUGGGACAGUUGGAUGUUCUGACUCAGGUAAAUUCUGUUCAGAUCCCGCUCCUCUCCCCCACCCAGCGUUCACCUACACAGUCCAAUUUCUGCAGUGUUCUCCUCCCAUCAACAAGUCUGGGCCCUUCUGUGCCUCAUCUCUGAAACAUGCUUUUCACCCACAGCUAGCAGACAGCUAAUCCCUUGCUGAAGUGUUAACAUGCAGUUCUUCCUCAGAGUCACUAAGCAAUGCUUGAACAGUACCAGCCAUUAAUGGUGAUCAUCACAGUAUGUGUUUACUUAUUAAGAAUGUGGGGAUAGAGCUGUUUUUUGUUUAAAUAACUUCUCAUUCUUCCUGUGAAGAAAUACCAUCUGAUUAUUGUCUAGGGCUGAAUUUCAUUGUGUAUUUUUGAGGUAUGUGAGAAGCAGGGAGAAAGCAUGGGAUAGUAAACAUUGGUAAUCUCCUGUAGCUGAGACUGUGGUCGUAGGAUGGAAAAAUCUGUGUGGGAGUGUUUUUCUGUGAGUUUGAGUGUUGUUUCUGAGGCAGAACAAGCAGGUCUUGAACACUCGAUAUUGAACGUACUAAUAACUAGUCUGAGUUAGCUCUCUGCUCUUGAGAAGAAGUACUUGUCAAAAAGUGUGAGAUGAUGGGUUGGAGGGCCCAUUGGGGGAUUGAAGUAGGGCUGACUGAAGGAUUAAAAAACAUUCCAGGACUACAGACAGUCUGAAAUAGUGUAGGGUGAAAACCAAAAGGUAUUUAAGUUAAUUUGGCAGAAAUGCAAAAAAGCACUUUUCCUGUGAUCUCUAAAAAGCUGAAUGCUGGAGGGGGGAGGAAAAAAUCUUGUAUGACAUUGGGCCCUCAUGCUUGUGAGUAAAAUGCAACCCAGUGUAUACACAAAAUACUUUCUUACCCUUUUUACCUCUCCCUAGUAAGUUUGGAAUGUGAUCGUUAUCUUUCAUUACAUAAAUCAGAUCCCCGCUUCUGAUGAUGAAUGUGUAAUGUCUCGUUUUCAACCUCAUAGGUGUUUAGAGAAGGCAAAUAUUGCAGUAAACAGUAUGUGUGGGAUUUAAACUAGAUAUAAGCAAUGCAAACAUCUCUUGAAGAUGUAACUGUAGAAAAUUCCAAAUGUUAUUUUAAACCUAGCAGAAAGAGAAAUUGAGAUCAGUGGGGGAGGAAUAAAUUAGUAGGCUAUAGGAUAAAAUUGGAAAUAGGCCUGAAAUAGUAAAAAACGAAAAAUCUGCCUUGAGUAACUCUGCAUUCAGCAGCCUCUUACCUUUUUUGUAGCUUUUUUUGCCAUCCUUGAAGUACUUAAUUUCCCAUUGGUUCUAAUCUUUGUAUGUUGUAUUUUGUAUUAACACCAUCUUAAUGCAUUUGUACAAGUAGAUGUUCCUGACGCACCGUUGAAAUGGUUUCAUAAUUCUUCAUUUUCAUGCCAAGGUUUUUAUAUUUAACAGCGAAACAAACCAACACCAAACAAACUUAAGCAAAUGAGCCCGGAAGAAGCCCUCAUUCCUAGAGUAAGGGAGGAGGUUCCUCAAAGAGGAGGGAUGCUGGCAGGUAGCGAGACAGAGCUGUGGAAGGUAACUCUGGAGGGCGUCUGCUUGCAUAGCUAAACUUUGUUUUUUCCAAUGCUGAUGGUGUGUAACAGAGAGGGGAAUGCAGCUCUGGCUGCCCAUGGCAUAAGCAGGGCCAUAUGGGUUAAAGGAAGAGGACAGGGUGCCUGUGAUAUUUCCAGAAACCCUCUGUUUGAUAGAGAGAUUUGUAGGUUUUUCAGGAAUUUAUAGUUCGUUAGCUCCAUGGGAGCUUGGUUAUAUUUCUGAUGUGGUACCUUGAAAGCCCCUGUUAUCCCUCUUUUGUGCAGUUGGUGACUGGGAAGAGCCAUAGCGUGCAGAUGGCUAGCAGAGAUCCAAAUGAAAUUGAAACAGCAGCAGGUGGUGGUGCGUUGGUUGUCUUUCCUAGCCAUUUCUGCCAAGGUACAACUGGGUGCUGCUCCCUAGCAGCAGGUUCAAACCAACAUUGUGUGGUUUAUAUGGCAGAUUUGGGCCUGCUGACUUCUUUUUGUCGAAGGGGGACACCACUGCUGCUUUGAAAAUGGAACAAAAAGCUUUCAUAAAUAAUAGAUGUCACCUAAUAGACACCUAAUAGAUGUCAGUAUUUUUCCUUUCUUGGAGGAGGGCUGAGGAUGCUGCUGGUACGCUGUUAUAAAUCAUUAGUUCGUAAUUCCUGAGUGCUGUUUGUUUAAAAGAGAACUCCCAUGGCAUAAGCAGGGCCAUAUGGGUUAAAGGAAGAGGACAGAGUGCCUGCGAUAUUUCCAGAAACCCUCUAUUUGAUAGAGACAUUCGUAGGUUUUUCAGGAAUUUAAAGUUUGUAUGGGAGCUUGGUUAUAUUUCUGAUGUGGUACCUUGAGUUCCUGUGCUCUUUUUGUCAUAGUUUCCAGCACUGUUAACAUGAUGUAAUGUACCAGUAAGGGAAACUUAAAGUUAUGAUAAACUACUUCAGGAAAUCAUGCAAAUAACAAACCUGAUUUAUUUUCCUAGUAUUUUUUGCAUAGCUAUCCUUUCAAGGUUUAUCAUGUUAAACGUAGUAUGAUGUGAAAGUGGAAAGGAGAGAAAAUGCAUUAAAUUUCUGCUGGAAGAUUUAAUGGGAAGACAUCAGCUGAAGUCUGUCAUCUCUUGCCAGUGCACAGCUUUGUUCGGAGCCGCACACUUGAAGAUGCAUUUUCUGCCGCUCACCAAUUAUCAGUACCUUCCCUCUGUUGGCAAUAGAUUUCCAGAUGAAGUGGGGUGUCAUGUACUUAGAGACAGCAGGAUUGUGUGUAUUCCAUUAAGGGGUCUCUUCCUGCCAGGCACCAACCACAAGUAGAGGCGCUGAGGCGUUGUGCCCUGCGCAGCAGGAUGCACCUGAGCAGACUUGCUCCUUCAGUUCGGCACUUCAGCGCUUACUAGAGAAGGAUGGGUCGGAGGAAACCCAUGGCUGCUGGGUACCACAUCUAGCAUUAACCGCUCUAGCAAAUAGAUAUGGCCCUCUCAGAUUUAUAAAGCUUCACUUUUAUGUUGUUGACUUUGUGCUGUUAUUUCAUUCUUUAAAGUGUUGGCAACUUUCUUUAAACUGGUCUUUGAAUAAAACCUUCCUCUUUUCUUCUUCACCAGAACUCUGUCAGGACGUUUUUGUUUUACUUCUAAGAAAGUGGUCUAAUGUGACCUGACAAGGGUCUUCAGAUAAUUUUUCUAAACGUGGUUUGUGUUUGGCCAUACUUCACGUGCAAAUAAAGAAGUUAAUGUUUGACUGCCUUUUUCAGAAGAGCAGCACAUGCUUAAUGCUGCUGCCUUGAAGGACGGAGUGAAGUUGGGAUCCAGACAUAAGCCAGUCAUUUCCAGUAGUUUUGGAUUACUUAGAUGCCCUUGUCCCCCUUUGUAGGAAAGCAGGCAGUUCAAAUCUGGCAAAGGAAUCAGGAAGGUGAGAGUAAUAAAUAAUACAGAUGCUUUGCUCCUACCUUUCCUGCAGCAGAGUAUCUUGUCAGUGUCUCCGUGUUGAAGAAUCCUGUUCUUUACUGGCAUUUUAGAGAUGUGAAAAGGAAGAAAAUGUAAAUUGUUUGUCAAUUUAUAUUUUUUUUAUCAAAGGCUGGAUCUCAGUAUCUCAGUGCCUAUAUAAAGAGGUGGGCUGAAUAUUAAAGUUUUCCCUUAAACAAGGUGAUUUUAUCUCUUGGAUAACUUCCUGGAACAGAAAGGCGUGUUUUGGCUGAAACAAAAAUGGAGCACAUAGUAAGAGUUUACUUGGGUCAAGUGCAUUUUUGCCCUAGCAGCUGAAUUUCUGCAUUUCUGAAAGAAGAUCGAUCAUCUGUGAGUGACCAUCUUGGCUGCAGUGGAAAACCUGCAUUUGCAAUGACAUCUUCAAAAAUUUGUGUACUCUCGUGCUCACUCCAAACACCUGCAGCUGCCAUGUUCACUCUGGUAAUCUGUAGCACUGGUGGGCAGUGGGCACCGAGGCAAAAGCUGCUGGUUUUAUAUGGGAAGGAAGAUGUCUGCUCCAAACAAAGAGUUCAGAAUCAGGUUAGCAUAAAAAUUCAUAAAUAGCUGCGAUAAUCCACCCACAGGAAACAGCUUUAUAUACUUCCCCAAACUAAUCUUGCAUUAAGCUGGGAGAAAACACAACAGUGAAACAGAGAAGGCUUGAUGAAUAUGUAAAAUAAUCCAAGCCUGAACUGAAGCUCAUGUAAGAUUAAAGGAUUAUUUCACUCCAGAAAAGAUUGCAGAGGGAGGGAGGAGAAGAAUUUUUUAAAUAAAGUUCUUUAGCAUAAAAAAAGAUUUGGACACAAGUGAGUUGCUGCUUAAUUAAAACUGAAGAUGUUUGUGUGUGCAAUGCUUAUAAAGAAAACAAGUAAAAGCAGAUUUUUUUAGUCUUUGUUUUGUUUUGAGAUGUGGUCUCCAAAGCCUAUGUUGGUGAGGAAUUAAUGUGGCCCCUCUCUUCUGUGAGGUACUGAAUGUAAGUUAAGCAACUGGUUUAGCAGAAUAAAUGCUUUUAUGACUUCAAGUAGUUACAAGUCAAGAAGAACUUCUUUUCUCAUUUGGGUCAUAAGCACUGCUACCUCUGCCUUACACAAAUGACUUGGUUUCUGUGUUGCUCUCAAGCCCUGAACACCCACUGGCUACAGGUGGACCCAACACACGGGGGAAAAAGUGCAAGCCGUUCUUACUUCAAAAUAAAUGGCCUCAAAACCAAAACACUAAUAGAAACAUGUUCCCAUCUGAAAAAUCUGUGAAAUGCCAGAUAAGCUUGCCUUUUAAAUCUUAAUUUAAAGGACAUAAAGGCUAUUUCUCAUGAAUCAAAGCCAUCUCUUGGAGAUACAGUAGCUUUGAUCUCUCACUCAAAACAAAAUGAAGUACCAUGGUUGUUGCCAGUCCUCUGUUUAAUAUUAGAGCUACUUUUUUUCUAAAAUUCACUUCAAAAAUAUGCUUGUUACAAAAUCUCUUAAGUCUCGAUGCAAAUACGUAUUUUUUCUUUCUAAGACUGUUUAAAUUAAAUUAACUUCUAGGGAUACUGCUGUAUUAGCAGGACACUGUCUAAAGGCUGGAUUCUCAGCUGAUCAUCUUUCUAGAGGUCCACAGGACCUUCACCUUCUAUUAUCCUUCAAUGGGGAGGAUUGUUUUCUUAAGUAGACCUUAAAGACAAAUAUAAAUUGUUACUCAGUCACUGGGUACCAGCAGCUGGGUGAAUUCAGCAGAGUGAUUUGCAUCCUUUCAGAGGUAGGUCAGGGGAAGGAUAUGGAAGGUCUUUGAAGUCUUUGUGGUUGGGGGAGACCUCUAGUCAUUUGGGGUUCUAACCUCUAUACUGUGCAGUUGCUGUCAUGGUAUGUGCUUGGAUAUUUUGUUGUAGUUCAUCAUAACUUUCAUACUGUGUGAUGAAACUUGAAGUCUCCUGCCUCCUUUUGCUGUGCUGGUCUAGCCCCAGAGGUCUAGGAGCUCUGCACCAAGCAAGCUGCCCCUACCUGUGCAGAAGCCUGCAUCUAUUCCUUCCAGAAACUUCAGGAUCUGAUGCAAGUGCUAUCAGUUUAGCUUUGGUGGAUAACUGUCAAGACAGAAGCAGCAGAGAUGAGUGAUGAACCAUUUUUAGUAAGAGGGCUGUAAAUGGAAAGGCUCAGUUACAGAUGGUUUGUGUGCCUUGUCCCCGCACUGUGUGGAAGAAACUGGCAGAGCCUGUGGCUCAUCUUUGUGGCCGGGAUUGAUUUAAUACAAAGGACAUCCUUUUCUGUCCUCCAGGGUCCCUUUGAUCACUGUGAUACUGGUAUUGACCAUGCUGCUUGGUCUGGCAAAAUAGAAAAUUCUAGAAUUUUUAGCUACUCUUGUAUGGUUUUCCUACUGUAAAAAGCACAAGGAGCACUGCAAGUGAUCGCUCGUUGCUGUACUGAGUCUGCUGCAUGAAUAGACUCAUGCAGUAGACCGAAGUUGCUCCUAUAAUUUAGUUAAAGAUUGGUUAACUGUGAUUCAAGCAUCUACAGAAAGUGGAGCGUACUGGAGAGAUGGCAGCUGAUAAUCACAGAAUGGUUUGGGUUAGAAGGGACCUAAAGAUCAUCUAGUUCCAACCCCUGCCACGGGCAGGGACACCUCCCCCCAGCCCAGGCUGCUCCCAGCCCCGUCCAGCCUGGCCUUGGGUGCUGCCAGGGAUGGGGCACCCACAGCUGCCCUGGGCACCCUGGGCCAGCGCCUCGCCACCCUCCCAAUAAUAGUAAGGUGGGCUUAGCUGGGAAAUGCUGGUUUCAGAUUUUUAAAACUACUUCCUUCUUGUAGUGCUUUGGGUUGCUAAAUGUAAAAAAAAAAACCCUUUACUUUUCAAGUGUUGUGAGUAGCACCUGUCUGUUGGCUGAAGAGAGCUGGUAGCACUGUGAGCUCUUAUGCUGUGCACUGGAGAACAAGACAUGGAGGCUGUUUAGGAUCUGGAGCUCUGCAUAGGGAUCCUGAUGAGGCCGGGUUAGUGCUAGCAUUUGGAUUUCUGCAAGCAUUGUCAUGUAUUCCUAAUCCCUAUGACCUAACAGUGACAUUGGAUGAAUGUGCAAAAACUGAGGGGGCGUGCAGGAAUUCCUGACCAGCAGCUGGGCAGCAGCACUGACCGGUACCUUCCUGCCUAGCCAUGCUGAGGUCAAGUGUUUUCUAGUACAAAUGCAAGAGUUUGUGUAAUUGGAAGUGUGUUACAAAGUAAACCCAGAAAAAUUCAUGAUGCUGUAUUAAAGAAAGAUUGAGGGGAAGACUGAAACACUAGAUGAGCUGUCAUCUUCAUUCUGAAAUAAUCAAUAUGCUAUCCAUAAACCAGCCUGGUGUGAAAUAUUCUAUGCAAAUAGGUUUUGUGAGAAUUCACCUUUGAGUUUGCAUUCAAAGCAGUUGAGAUGGUGAGGAGCUACAGAACUUACUUUAAAUGUCUCUGGGGUAGCAGAUCUUGUUUUAGUCUAAGCAGUUGAAGAGCUAUCAUUUCUCUUAGAAAUCAUUUCAUGUUAAAAAAAACAAACCAAUAAACACCACAAACCACCUAAUUAUGUAUUUGAUCUCUGAGAUUAAGGCUUUGACCACUACAGUAGGGCUAGUCCUGACACGCAGAGAGCCUUGCAUGCAUAGUGUUAAUAACUGCGAAGGCUUCGUACCUGGUUAUACUGUGAGAUGGGAGGUUUACGUCCUUGGCGAGCCUGAACUGCCAGCUUUAGCUGAACGUGCUUCAGAGCAUACUGAACAUCGGUAGCUGUGUCAGGUCCCGUCUCAAAACUGUGUUAAGGUACGAUUUGCCCAGGAGGAGGGCAGCCUAGCUUGCUUUAAGCGUGCUUAGUAAUAGCAGGGGUCUGCUUUGAGUUUCACUAGGUGUAGUUGCUCAGACUGAAGGGAGGCUGACAGCAAGUCAGGGCAAAACUUAGUAUGAUAGGAGCAAAGGCUGCUUCUUACCAGACAGGUUCAUGCUUGAAUCUCGGUGGCUUUUGCUGCAUGAAUUCUCCCAUGAGCCUUCUAAUCUUGCAGCUGGCGUUUGGUAUUUUGAACUGCUGGUGGUGGAAGGAGUUAACCUUUUUCCUGUGAAAGGUAGGUAGAGCUACCUCAGUGCAGACUGUUCCUGUGGUAGUUUAUUUCAUAUGUUGCAUUAGAGAAAGGGCUCCCAAGUUUAAUUUACCUGGCUAUUUGUUUAUUCCUCUUCCUGCAUAGGACUGCUUUUAUGCUCAGGACUGUAUUUGGUGGGUGUUGGAGGUACCAUGUUAGUGAUCUGCAUACAGUAACUAGGACCUUUUCUUGUCCGUAUUACUGGCUUUAACUGGUGCAUCUGAAGGUUGGCAGCUGUACUUCUUUCUUGCAAGGCUGUUUUUGCUUUCCCAUAUAGCGCCACCAGGUCUCCUCAAUGCUGUGCAGCCAUCUGUGGUCCAGGUGUCAUAAUUUGUGCCCUAGAGGUACACAGGUACCUCUGAACCCGCUCAUUAGCACUUGCUGAGAGACCCUUGGAUGCUAAGGCAGCAUAUUUGUGAUGCAGUUUACUUGCUGUACUUCUUGGCCAUGUUUGGGACUGACAUGGGUUCUGAAAUUACUAUUUUGGGGGAAAAUCAUAAGAAGUUAUAGCAGGGCAUUUAGCUCUUUGAAAACAAACCAGUGUUGGCGUUGUUUGUUACAGAGGGCAGAGCUCUUAAGUGUGCAGCUUGAGGUCAAACUUGACAAGUCUUAUUCUGCAAAUCCAUGGGCCAUCUGUAGUCUUCACUGUAGCUCUUGAAAGGCAUCCUAAGUCUCUCUUUGUACUAACACAGUGGACUAGGAAAGCUGAGUGCACAGAAACUUCUAAACUUCUGCAUUUCUUGCGUAUACUUUUUCAGGUGCGUUUUUUGUUAAAUUGAAAAGAAAAUGCUGUCUUCAUAAAUUAACAUGUCAGAUUGGAAAGAGAAAUCCGAAGAGGUAGAAGUAAAGUUUUUUCUUGGGCUACUUGGUAUGUUAGUGCUCUGCAAAAUCUUUUUUAACAUAUGCUUAGUAAAAAUGGGGGAGCAAACCUUUAAGAAUCUUCUUUACUUAAGUAAAGCUAGGAAGCUACUUCUGCCUCCUUCAAGAUAAUGGAAAAGAGGGAUUAUAUGUUAUGAAAUGAUGAUGGGAAUAGGAGUGCAGGUGUAAUACUUCGCCUGCACAUGGCUAAAAGCUCAUCUUCUUUGCAGUUGGUGUGCAGGCUUGUCCAUUGUAGGCUCAGCCCAGUUGUUGUUACCUGAUGUGAGUAACUGUUGUAUCAAUACAUCUUUUUUCGGGCAUCCCACAGGUACUGCGGAUCAACCGGAGCAGUGUUACACCCCCCAUGGUGGUGUGUGUGCUACCUCAGUCAAAGCCAGUGUGAGUGGCACACUGAAAACCCACAUGCUGGCAGGGCAGGAGCUGCAGCUUUUUGUUUGCAGAGCUCUCCCUUAGCAGGGUGAGCCUAACGUUGUUCCAGUAUUCCCGUGCUCUUGCCUGCCUUGCCCCCGCUCCAGGUUAAGUACUGCUUUAGGUACUGAGGAGCUUUUUGUCUAGGUGGGUGUCUCGGCCAGGGCUUCCACCACCACUCCAGAGGGUUGCUGAUGGCCUCCUGCUUGCUCGCUCUGGCCUGGGCUUUUCAGGUUUCCUUUGGCAGUUGUAGAACUGGUUUCUGUUGGCAUUCAGUUAGCACCUGGUUCCCUUAUCUAGUCCUCAGAAGAGGCAGGACAGAUUGCCCCCCCAGGGCCACUGCAAAAGCCUCGACCUUGCGGCUAGAGGUUCUUAAAUUGUCUCAGCUACUUAACCAGACAGGGAAAUGUAUAACAGGGACUAAGGGAAAUAUAUUGAUGAAGGCAUCUUGGAACAGCGUCACAAAUUGCUAUUAUUUGGGUUGAGGGAGUGAAAAUAACGUGGAGGAAUAGCAUAGGGGGCUUGUCAUCAAGACUAUUGGGUGCUUCAGUUCAGGUGUCCUGGGGGAGGAUGGAGCUGAAUAUUCCCUAGAACUUAAAAAGUAAAUAGGAGGCAACUUACUUUCUUCUACAUAGUUUCUUUUUCAUGUUUCCAAAGAGAAGAGCAGUUUUUUUCUAGGCUAAGUCUGCGAAGAUGAAUGAAGACAAAUGUUGCAGGAAGCGUUGGUAGGAGUGAUUUAAGUAAGUUUUCUUUUGUGUGAAAAAUUCCAUAUUCUGUUCUGGUGUCCAUAGUGAUGCUCAGGAUAUUACUGUAAUGUCAGAAAUACUCCUUUUAAAAAAAAAAAAAAAAAAGAAAAAGAUUUUUCUUCUCAUUUAAGCCUAAGCUGUUACCCUUCUGCUGAUCUGAGCCAGGACUUUAAUAAAUUAUCCAGCAUUUACUCCCCGGUGCGUAAUGGAGACAUGUGCUGUGCUUCUGACACAACAGGAAGCCCAGAUCCUGCCACAGAGAAACAGCUCCAGUGCAAGCCUGGCUCCAGUGAAUCCUCGCUGAAUCAAGCUUAAUUUUUGGUUCGUUAUCUUCUGAAAAGCAAUAGCAAAAACAUACAGGAGUUGAAUGGACGCAAUUUAAUUUGCCUACCGACAAGGACUUGCUUUAUAAAUAGUAACAUGGAAAUAUUGUAAAACUGUCAGCUGCUAAUAAAAGGAGCUUUUCUUUUGUGUCUAAGUUGCAAUAUAGCACUAAGAGCAGCUGGGCAGUAUUUGUGCUUUCCCUUACCUUCCUAGGAUGUCAGAUGCCCUGUGUAUUUUGGGCAUCACACACUCAAGUCUAAAUGGACUGUAGUCAUCAGUUCCUACUUUGGACUUCCUGGAUUUCGCUUCUGACUGCUACUUUUCCACUUUCAGUUUCCAAAAAAUACUCACUAUGAGUUUUCUGCUUAUACUUACAAGCAAUUUCCAUUCCAAUAAACAUUUUCCUUACAGCUUUUUCACAAAUCCAGCGCUUUCUGAAAUCUGCUUUACUUGCGCUUAGUCUUACAGUGCUGUGUGUAAUGGCAGGAUUGUGGUGGCAGUAAAUCUUGGGAUAUAGGAACCACAAGUAAUCUGGGGCUUUGCUUCUAACAGGGCAGUGUGACCAGGACAUUAGUUCAGUUGAUUAUCUUUCUAAAGGAAAUUUGAUGCAAUGUUUCACACACACACAGAGACCCUUUUUCGAACAGUCUUGAGUUACUAGUUCUUUUUCAAAUGGAAAAGCCAGGAUCCCUACUGCUUUUCAUUCUCUGUCUGGCUGUUUGCAGGAUAGGAUCUUUGCUGUAACCCCCUGGUAGACAUUCAGCCUGCUGUGUUCUGCCCUGAGUAGCUUUACUCCUGACUUCUGUAGGACAGCCACUAGGCAAUAGCAUGGCUGGAUAAGAAAAAGAUGAAAUCCUCCCCCUCUCCUCUCUCCUUUGAAUAGACGGGAGGGCUCCUGCUGGCUCCAGGACAUGUGGGACAUCACCUGCCGGCUCCACAACUUUUCUUCUGCUUCUCUGUGUACUGCAGUUUUUGUGCCUCAGAGGGGUGGCAAUAGAGGAGGAAAAAACUUAAAUGAAGCUAAUGCUGUAGCCCACAGGAAUAUUUAAGCAGUGCAGGGUUUUUUCUUUCAGGUGAAGCUUUCUACAGUUGCAGCAAUGCUGCAUUAGGCAGCAGGAGUUAGCACUUCUGCCUUGUCACAGGUCAGUGGUACAUGUGAAGCAGAAAUAAGCUUUGAACAGAAGGAAAACUAGGGUGCAUUAUAUUCUGACAUUGUGGAUACACAGUCUUGCAAGAUGGCUUUGCCAUGGUGCUUGGUGUUGUUUUUACUAUUUCUUGCUUUCUCCCCCUGCCACCCAUUCGUCUCAUUCCCUGAAUCAUUUUAUGGGAGACUUUUCCUAGUCUCAAGUGGCCUUAGCCAAGCUAUUUCCUCUCUUUGUGCUUUCGUUUCCCCAGCUGUAAAAUGGGGAUAAUGAGACCUGCUUUCUUUUGUCAGGCACUUAGAGAUGUGCUUACGAAAUGUGCUAUUAAAAGGCUUUCUAUGUAUAACUUCUAUACAAACAGCAGUUGUCCGAGUUUAUUUGAAUUACUUUAUUAAAGUCCAAGGAUCCGAGCAUCCUUUGUUUUUAACACAGGAAGUUAUUUAUGCAGUAAAAAUGCUCAAAAUGUGAAGCUAUUGAUUGUUGCUGAUAAGUUUAUGGAUAUUAAAGCAUUAAAUCAUCACCGCCUAUUAUCAGCUGUUCUGGUGUCUUUGGAAGCUGAAAGCAGUUGUGCAUAGCCAGGUCCCUUGAUUACCUUGGAGUGAUCAAUAAAAGGUUUUCAGCAGAAGCUUUUAUUGCCACGUGGUUAAAAUGUUCUUCCUGUGCAUCCUGUACAUGAUGACUUCAGCUUGAGGAGAGAGAUGUAACACUCCUUUGUGGGGUAACUGGAUUACACAAAAAUAUUCAGGCGUUAUGGUGAGGGUAGAUGCUGCCACUUUGGGUUUCAGUUCCACUCCAUCACCUCUUGCACUGUCUUGUGCUGGGAGGGUUUUCUUGCUUGUCAUCAUGCUUGUCCAGCAAGUUUUGUGUGUUUUAAUUGCAUCAAACCAAUGGCACUCAGGGAAAGGAGGAAAGAAUCAGAAACAGCGAGGCAAUAUCAAAGCUAAAACUGGGCAAAACUGUUCCAGACUUCUGUCUCUCGUUAGCAGAACAGUGUCUGGUGGCUCAUGAACAUGGAAGGACGGAACCUGUCCGUGAAAGGAAACGCAGAGCCUGGUUUGAAAGCACUGAGUGCUGGAACAGGUGAUCAGUGUUGUCUGCAGGAAAGCUUCAUGCCUGGCAGCUUCUGCUCCUCUCUGAAGUUGUGUGGGGCUCUGCCCUGCUGAAAUGCUGAUAAGUGGAGUUACAGCCCUGAAAUACCUCAAAAUACUCCUGUGAAUUAGCAUUUUAUUACACCAUUGAGACUACAGUACGUAGCUUGUCUUGGUGAGCAGCUCAACAGCAGCUUUCGUUUUAUU